GUUUAGAUUUGAAGGGAGUGGGGGUGGCGUGCAGAGAUGAAGAGAGCAAGGAUCCCAUGACGCUUCUCAGUGACAUCAGCGGCUAUGAAAGAAGCGCAAGAGGGAGAUGGGAGGUACCCAUCUUAUUAAAUUUGGUCAGAAGGUCCUAUUGGCAAGACAAGAUGCUGCUGCGCGACUGAGAGAAAGCGGUGCUUUGCGCGAGCGGAGCGCCUGAAUCACGGCAUCCCGUCAAAACUUCUUCUGCCUCAAGGACCAAACAAUUUUCUCCGUCACUUUCAGACUUCAGACGAUUAACGAGGAUCAUUUUAAUGCUGCAAAGACGUUUUGGUGAUACAUUUGGCUUUGUGCGCAAAGGUUGGAGAGCUUAAAAUUUACUUUGCGCUCUCAUUUUUCGGAGCGGCAUUGGCUCAGCAGGGUAUCCUUUUUGGUAACUAUUCUUUAUUUUGUAAAUUAUUCUUUACAAAUAUACCUUGAUGACAUUUUCCUAAAUAAAUCAGUAUAAAUGCGGAUGUAUAUCCAUUUUACGCAUCUCUCCAAACCAAAACGCACGGGGAGUGUCAACAUUUCCCCUGACCCGACCAGCUAUCUUCAAGCCGCCUCGCUGUAAAUUAUCCCUAAUUAGAUUAUUAAAGAUGAAAACCUCCCAUUUUUGGAGGACUAAAUAAUUAUUCAAAACAAAACAAAGUUUUCUGGGCUGUUUUUGCAGUACCGGUUGACGCAUCUCGCGUCAAGACAUGCUUAAUCUGUUUCUCUUUUUACAUUUUUUUUCAUGGGAAACUGCUUUAUGAAGUGGCAACGUUUUUUCCAUUUCACAUUUUUUAAAUAAAAUACUCGCUCUGCGUUUUGACGCACCUUCCUGGAUUGUUUGUGUUUCGUAAAAUGGACUUGGCCGAACCGACGCGGAGGGUGCAAGGAAGCAGUCAUUUGAAGACAGCGCAGUGACAAAAAAAGAGAAAAAAAACAACAACAUCCUGAGAGUGGUGACCCCAGUAUGGCGUCAGUUGUGGACAGCAGUUGCUCCAUGGAGCUAACGGGCUGGAACAGCAGUAAGAGCAGCUCCGGAGCCUCUGCCCCCUGCAACCAGAGCAUCCCAUCGUCUGCUCCUUACUCCCCUGAAGCCACGGCGGCUUUUGCCACGGCCAUAACUUUGAUGGUUAUCUUCACCAUUGUGGGAAACAUCAUGGUCAUCAUUGCUGUCCUGACCAGCCGGUCUCUCCGGGGUCCUCAGAAUCUGUUUCUGGUUUCACUGGCUGCUGCGGACAUCUUAGUGGCCACGCUCAUUAUCCCCUUCUCCCUCGCCAAUGAGCUCAUGGGCUAUUGGUACUUCAAGUCUCUGUGGUGUGAGAUCUACCUGGCACUGGAUGUGCUCUUCUGCACCUCAUCCAUCGUGCACCUGUGUGCCAUCUCUUUAGACCGUUACCUGUCAAUCUCCAGGGUUACUUACGGACGUCAACGGACUCCCAGACGCAUCAAAGCUGCCAUUGUGGUGGUGUGGCUCAUCUCUUCCGUCAUCUCUUUUCCUCCUCUGCUCUCACUCAACAAAAGUGAGAGCAACAAAUCUGGGAAUGAGAAGGGACCCCAGUGCCAACUGAAUGACGAGCGCUGGUACAUCCUGUACUCAACUGUGGGCUCCUUUUUUGCCCCAUGCCUCAUUAUGAUUCUAGUCUAUGUGAGAAUUUACCAAAUAGCAAAACAGAGGACACGAUGCCCCCCAGGUGAGCCCCGGAAGGACGGGAUUGGCAGUGCAACUCCAAGUCAGCCCCCAAGACAUUUGAAAGCCAAUGGGAAGGAUGAGGAUGAGGAUGACAGCACACCACCUUCAACCAAGAAAACCUCAAAUGUUAGGCCUCCAACCCUCGCCGUAACCCCUUCUCCGUCCCUUGGAGACUCUCAAAUUUCCCCAAAUCCCACUGCCAACAAUCUCCUGCAACCCCCAUCUCCUUCUUCAGCCCUGUCCCCUGUCACCUCUGUGGAAACCUCACCCCACGGUCCUUCAAACCCCUUCCCUGCACCCCAGUCUGGCCCCAUGACGAAGGAGGAAGCGAAGAAAGCUAAACGCCAGAAGGCGAAAAAGAAUGACAAUAAUAACGGUGAUAGCUCAAGCACAGACAGCGACAUGGAGCACAGCCAAGGAGGAGGUCGAGGCAGCACCAGCAUGCCGGGGUCGCCAGCUGGAGGCGGGAUCCACUCCCCAGCUUCUUUUAAGCGCAUCCUCGCUACUUCAAAGGGGGCUCGACUGGUACCAGGAAGAAAAUCCAAACCAGAGAGCAACCCUGGAGCAGCAAGGCGCAAAGCGAUGGUCAACAGAGAAAAACGUUUCACCUUCGUUCUGGCAGUGGUCAUCGGUGUUUUUGUGCUGUGCUGGUUCCCGUUCUUCUUCUCUUACUCUUUACAGGCAGUGUGUCCAGAGACCUGCAAUGUCCCUAAACCCCUCUUUACAUUUUUCUUCUGGAUUGGCUAUUGCAACUCCUCUCUCAACCCAGUCAUUUACACCAUCUUCAACAAAGACUUCAGGAAUGCCUUCAAGAAGAUCCUGUGCAGUGGCACAAAGGGCACCUUUUUUUAGGAGAUGCACAUAGAGAAACAAUCAUUUACAUUUCCCGCACACUCAAAGGGCUGUUUUUAACAUACGUUAAACUGUGGAGAUUUCUGCAUGAAAUCCACUCCUGAAAGAGUCUUUGCAGCCUGUGUGCAAAGUUACUCUUUGGACCUUAACAAAAUAUUCACUUGCAGCAGCUGAUGGGUGCAGAUUGUUGGCAGGUGUGAGAAGAAAACAGGCCACGUUAAGAGAGGACAAGCAGGGUAACUGCUUAGCAGUUCACUUCUACUGAUAAGAUUGUGAAUGCAGCGUUUUAUCUCCAUAUCAGCCUGACUAAUGAAUACUGCUUGGAAUCAAAGUGGCACAGCAUCACAGAGGAAAUGUAUGCACACUAUAAACUUGCAGAACAUCUACAAACAAGCAGGAAAAACAGUGAGAUUAUAUAUUUAAUGUGAAUAAAGACUUUUUAUAUAGAUGCAUAUGAUGUUUUUUUUUUAAAUCAGUUAGGACUAAUGGUUAAAGAAGGCAAGAGACCUCAGGUUUCUGUGAGCCUGAGGGCUUUUAUUUAUCAGCACAGAGCACAAAGAGGACACAAGGUUAGUGUUAAUUUCUUACGUCCGCAGUCUUAAUUUGUCCAGCUGCAGGGCAAACAUGUGUUCCUCGAUUUUAAAGUGCAACGACAAGAAAAGGUUUCUAACGAUCUUAGAUGUGAUAGCACAAACAAGGGCACCCUUUCAGACUCAACCCGUGGACUCUUGAGUGGAAAGCCACCUAGUUCUUAGCUCUGCAGGAGUAAAAAAAAAAAAAAGGAUCCUUUUUCUUUUUUGAACUGUAGACUUUAAACUGAUUAUUUGUAGAUUUUGUGAAAAGCUACAGAAAUGUAAUUGAUUUGUUGGAAUGAGACCCCCUCCCUCCUCUCCAUGGUUAGUUUGGGGCAUUUAACUGGCCCAAACUUCUCCUCCACAAAGUGGCUUCAUUUGAGGCGAUAAAAUAAUCGAAACUGGAUUGAGAAACUUUCCACAGCCCCGGUUCUUCUUGAUUGACAGUAUUAAUAGGUAGACAUCUACAUGGACUCUGAAGGACAGAUGAACAAUGGAACACUGGAUGUGUGAUGUAACUGGCUGAUUCACUCUCCUGAAUUGGACCUCCAUAUUGGGACUUCUUUUGGUUUGCUGCUGAGAGGCAAGAGGGGAUGCAUGGUACAUUCAAUUUUCUCACCAAGACAAAAAAAAAUAAAAAAUACGAAGAAA
Oryzias latipes (Japanese medaka) is the source of this 3789-nucleotide messenger RNA. RefSeq names its product adrenoceptor alpha 2B (gene adra2b). Gene Ontology annotation, cellular component: plasma membrane. NCBI's taxonomy places the organism in Eukaryota, Metazoa, Chordata, Actinopteri, Beloniformes, Adrianichthyidae. The record is from RefSeq and is a predicted model, not a curated record. Gene Ontology annotation, biological process: G protein-coupled receptor signaling pathway. Gene Ontology annotation, molecular function: epinephrine binding; alpha2-adrenergic receptor activity.